GUCGCCUUUUACAGCAAGCAUCGGUUGCUGAAGAUCUAUUCUACCCGGCUGUUCACGUGACCAUUUGUAGGAUGGAGUGAGAUACAUGUGACCAUGUGUAGGAUGGAAUGAAAUAUAUGUGAACAUGUGUAGGAUGGAUACAACGGGAGGUUGUUGUGGGAUCUAGUGAGAGACAUUGUCUUCCUCUCUGUGUGUGAAGGAUUAAUAUGUGUUCAAUCAAAUCUUCUCAAACAUUCUAAUCAUUUUCCUUACUUUGUUGUUGCUCUACCCAAAAGAAAACCGCCGUCCCUAACUUAUAGAAAAUCAAUCAAUAAGUUGUCAGUUCUUAAGUUAGCACUUGCAGAACUUCACUAUCAAUAUUAAUGUGCACGUUAAUCCCCCAACGCCUGAUAUAUUAAGCUGUUCGUUACUGUUUGCAUGUUUGUCGCUGGUCUGCCUCUGUUGGAGUAAGUAACAUCGAACAGUACCCUCAGCUAUGUACAUGUUUGUAUUUGAGGUAGUUACAGUCUACAUUAUAUGUAGCCACGCCACAUGUAAAGGCGAGGAGGUGUUCCUUACCAGGGUGGUGCCUUCCUCCCUGAGAUGUGGUUCUCUGUGUACCUACACAACUAGGUGUGGCUCCUACACCUGGGAUGCUGUCACAAGAAGCUGCCAUCUGCACACACAAGGUGACACUGGGACAGAGACGAUGCCCCUUGCAAAGUAUUGGAAAGAGUUCCAGGGGAUGGUUUGUCGCGGCCGUCCGUGUAAAGAGAACGAGGUUUGUGUGCCAGUUGAAGCAGGGACUAACUACGUGUGUGUGGCAUCAACAGCCGCCACUACCACAACCACUACUACCACACCGUCAACGACGCCAUCUGCAACCACUACCACCAACACGACUCCACAACAGACCACAACCACCAGGACUCCACCACCGACCACUACCACCACGACUCCAUCACCUCCCACUACCACCACGACUCCACCACCUCACUCCACCACCACGACUCAAUCACCUACCACUACCACCACGAUUCCACCACCUCCCGUUACCACCACGACUCCACCACCUACCACUACCACCACGACUCAACCACCUCUCGUUACCACCACGACUCCAUCACCAGCCACCACCACCACGACUCCAUCGCCUACCACAACCACACCCACGACUCUAACAACUACGACUACUACCACGACAUGUCCUGCCACUGUUAAUCAGGCAAAUGUUCCAUACACAUACGUUGGGUGUUACACCGAUGACAAGAGUCGUGUACUUCCAUACGGCUUAAUGGGGGACAGAAGAUGCCUGACAACUGAAACGUGCAAGCUUCACUGCCACGGAAUGAACUACAUUUACUUUGGAACUGAGGCAGGGCGUCAAUGCUUCUGUGGUGCUGUCAUCAAAGAUGGGUUCAUGAAGAAACCCGACAGUGAAUGCAACGUCCCAUGUCCUGGUGACAGAAGCACGAUGUGUGGAGGAGGCUGGAUGAUUUCCAUCUAUAAGAUUGUCUAGUGUACAACAGCUGUUCUAAUUGGUCUCUUGUUCCGUGUCAUGCAAGAUGUAUGCAAUCAACACUUAAACUAAUGGGUCUCAUAACUACUGCUGGCCAUGAUAAAUGGAAAUAAAUACCUACACAAUGGAAAUGUACAUCACUACGUACUGGUGUUUUAUUUUAUUAUCCCUUCACAUUUCUGAAUAAAAAUUGUGACCUCA
Molecule: messenger RNA, 1699 nt
Organism: Haliotis rufescens (red abalone)
Lineage: Eukaryota; Metazoa; Mollusca; Gastropoda; Lepetellida; Haliotidae
Product: integumentary mucin C.1-like
Exons: 4
Coding region: 476-1498 (340 amino acids)
Source: RefSeq, a predicted model, not a curated record